AUGUUUUACUGUAUUGUACUGUUGGCGAUAAUCGGUGCUGUUCAAUCGCAAAUGGUCCGGCAGUGUACCUGCCAGGAAUUCGAGCCAUGCAAGAACAAAGCAACCGGAAACAUUAUGCAAUGCUCAGAUCAGUGCCAGAGUCAUCUGACAGCUAUGGGUGGUUCGUACCCAGCAUUGAGACAAUGUAUCCAGGCUAAGGAGCCAAUGAUCAGAGGAGUCGUUGGCUGCCAAAGUAACGAGUUGUCUGGAGCAUUGGGCGAGAGCCCCUGGCGAAAGUUCCUAAGCGUUAUCACGCGAAACACUGAAAACUCGCGCGCUACGCGGAAAUCAAUUCAAUGCCUGCUCGACUCCGAGCCCGACCAAGUUUCAUUGCUGACGGAAAGAAAUUUGCUACCUGCAAUCGAAAAAUGCAUGACCUGCAUCGAGAAAUGCAUGGACCGAGGAACCGGAGGAUGCUUUAAGAAACUAAACUGCGGUUUGGCUCUGCCUCCAGACAACGUUCUUGUCCAGACUGCUAAGCAAUGCGCCAUCAGACAAGGUUUCAACACUCCAGCGAUUCAGCAACUCUGCCGCUGCUUCGCUAACGCCGGUGUCAGAGGUCUCGCACCACUUUGCUCAAGGAUCCAAAUCUCAUAA
This is a messenger RNA of Ostertagia ostertagi, 636 nucleotides long. NCBI's taxonomy places the organism in Eukaryota, Metazoa, Nematoda, Chromadorea, Rhabditida, Trichostrongylidae. The record is from the annotation of a GenBank genome assembly.